AUGGCCGCUUCACCAGGUAUCCCGCUGGAUACCGCUGUCAUCAUGUCAUCAGUGCUAGAAGGCAUUUUAUAUGGCUUUUCAGUCCUAAUGUUUUUAGGUACUAUCUGGAUAAUCAUCUACAAACGUCGCACACGCGACGUCAAUCGACCAGCUGUUGCAGUUGCCACCCUAUUGUUCUUACUGAGUACCGUGCACAUGGUCGUAGGCAUCAUUCGUAUUGAAGAUGGACUAGUGAAGCAACGUGACACGUUUCCAGGCGGCCCAGCGGCGUUUUUUGCAGACAUUUCCGAAGAAACGCUUGUAGUCAAGAAUGCGAUACUCGUCUUACAAACCCUGCUUGGCGACGAAUUCCUCCUCGAUCAAAAGAUUUAUCGAUGUUACAUUGUGUGGCAAUCUGUAUGGAUUAUUAUUAUACCUUGCAUAUUGUGGUGUGGUAUCGCAGCGUUCGGCGUUGUUACGCUCUAUGACUUUUCGCAAGCGUCGAGUACUAACAAUGUCUUCACCAAAAAGACUGGACAUUUGGUCGCGACGUUCAUGGCCUUGACACUUGCAACAAAUUUGCUUAGUUCAGGACUGUUAGCCUAUCGCAUCUGGAAGAGCGAACGUAAGGUCUCCGGAAUCCGCGCUACAAAGAGGAAGAUGCCUUUAUUGCGCGUGUUCCUAGAUGCUGCUAUUUUGUACUCUGCAGCGCUCUGCUCCUCGAUCAUAUGUUUCGUCCUCUCGAACAACGGACUGUAUGUUAUGGCAGACUUGAACGUCCCGAUCAUCUCGAUUGCCUUUUACAUGGUCUUCAUUCGCAUGACGAGUAGUCGACACAAUCGAGAUUACAUCUCAACUGUUCUUGGAGGGGGAAGUGGAUUAGAACACAGAAACUCGCAGCAAUAUCCUAUGCAGUCUUUGCACGACAUAUACAGGCAAAAUGAUACUACAUCCUUCUUGGCUGAUAACUCAAAAGCGCGUACAUUAGCAUAAUAAUCUAUCUAGCUUAGUAUGUAUCUGCAUGAGUUAGAACAGGAGUAUGUAGUUAGGAGGACAAUGAUCGAUAGACGUCAAGCGCACAUGGCGCUAGACCAAUUUAGACGACAGGUGGAGCUCAGCGCUCAGCACGGGCACAGGUGGAGCACAGACAGAAGAGUCUGUCGUACUUAUAUAUUGAAGAUGUAUUGUCCCCACUCAUUUUCAUGUAUCCACGGCUCGAUAGUGCGCGUUAAAUACAACCUGGCUUAUGUACUGAACACGGGACGCUCUUGAAGCUUGAAGCUUGAGAAUCUGAACAUUAGUCACCAUCACCACCUCACUCUAUCACGAGCGGAAGAGGAUGAGAUGCUGUCC
Molecule: messenger RNA, 1332 nt
Organism: Suillus fuscotomentosus
Lineage: Eukaryota; Fungi; Basidiomycota; Agaricomycetes; Boletales; Suillaceae
Exons: 7
Coding region: 1-972 (323 amino acids)
Source: RefSeq, a predicted model, not a curated record